CCCACUCCGGUUCCACCCCGCAGCACCGGCUCGCCGCGAGCUCCCCACGAGUCGCAGCGCUGGUCGAGCCCUGAAAACAUCUUUCCCAGUGUCUGGCCAGAGGUGCAGGGAGAGACAGGCGUUAUUUCCAGGCUGGAGAAAGGGCAAGGGCCGCCAGGAGCAAUGGCGACCUCUCCCGGCCCCCAGCCUCUGGCCCCCCUGGAGCAGGAUGAGGGUGACAUCCUCGUCGUGAAGGUGGAGGAUGACUACUGCUGGGAAGAGGAGCCGUCCCUGGAGGCGGAAGACCCCAGCCCUGAAACCUUCCGCCAGCUCUUCCGGCUGUUCUGCUACCAGGAGGUGGCGGGGCCUCGGGAGGCCCUGAGCCGCCUCUGGGAGCUCUGCUGCCGCUGGCUGCGGCCCGAGCUGCGCACCAAAGAGCAGAUCCUGGAGCUGCUGGUGCUGGAGCAGUUCCUGACGGUGCUGCCAGGGGAGAUCCAGGCCCGGGUGCGGGAGCAGCAGCCAGAGAGUGGUGAGGAGGCCGUGGUCCUCGUGGAAGGGCUGCAGCGGGAGCCCAGGAAGCAGAGGCCGCGGGAUCCAGAGUUGCUCCCUAAUGACACGCUGUCCCAUGGGACAGAGGAGUGGUUCUCGAAACACCAGGUGGAAGCCCAGCCAGAGGAGCUGUCCCUGGGGGAAGGGCCUAAGCACUCCAGCCAGCCACCCCCAGCCCAGCUGAGCCACAGGCCAAGAGGAGGCCCCUCGCUCUGGCCAAACAGGGGCCCCGCAGCUUCACAGCAUCAGGAGACAGCAGCCCUGGCCACAUCCUUCCUUUCAGCCUGGUCCCAGGUGCCGGUGACCUUGGAGGACGUGGCUGUGUACCUGUCCCAGGAGGAGUGGGGCUGCCUGGACGUGGCUCAGCAGGACCACAGCUGCGAAGUGCUGCUGGAGGAUGCAGGGCUCCCCACGCCCGGGCCGUAUCUGACCGCCCUGCAGGGGCAAGGAGAAGGCCUGCGGGACCCAGCUCGAGCAGCCUCGGGGCCAAGGGAGGUCUCUGGUGGAGCCAGUUCAGAGCGUGGGAGCCAUUUGGAGGAUGGUGAGGACGCUGGGGAGGACGCGUCGCUGAGCACAGCGUGGGCCCAGGCGCUCCAAGAUCUGGGUCCGGGGCCCAGACAGGCCAGACCCCAGCAGCCUCAGGACCCUCUUGGGGUCCGGAAGCCACACACGUGCCGCGAGUGUGGCAAGGCCUUCCGCAAGACGUCGCACCUGACCAAGCACCAGCGCACACACACGGGCGAGCGGCCUUACCAGUGCCAGGUGUGCGGUAAGCGCUUCGGCGACCGGUCCAACUGCAGCACUCAUCAGCGGGUGCACACGGGCGAGAAGCCCUACGCCUGCGCCGAGUGCGGCAAGCGCUUCAGCCAGAGCUCCAGCCUGGUCAUCCACCGCAGGACGCACACGGGCGAGCGGCCCUACCAGUGCCAGCUGUGCGGGAAGCGCUUCAACAACAGCUCGCACUUCAGCGCACACCGCAGGACGCACACGGGCGAGAAGCCCCACACCUGCCCGGCCUGCGGCAGGGGCUUCCGCCGGGGCACCGACCUCCGCAAACACCAGCGCACACAUGGCAGGGAGCAGCCGCUGCGCAGACCUCCAGGGCUCCAGGACAUGCCCGGGCCUUGGGCCUGAUCAUUCGGGGAGCUGCAUGGUCAUUUCAUUCCUGGAGUCAGCUCCCCGUCUCCGGGCGUCUUCAGGCUCUGUUCCUGUGGGCCCAGUGUGAGCAGGAAGCCGGGCCCUGCAGGUGGAUCAGGGCCCGGGGCUACCACAGAGAACGCACACGGGGGAGCAUUUAACGGCAGCGGGAAUUCUCAGGUCAGGGGCCAGAGCCUGAAGUCAAGGUGCCUGUGGGCUGCUCCUUCAGGAGGCUCAGGUGGGGUCUACCCCGCGCUCUCCUCCAGGCUUAUGGCCACAGGGCUCUGCCACCGCCUCCCCAGCCCCUUCUGCAUAUCUCCGCGUGUGCUCCUGUCUUGUAAGGACGCCGUCAUUGGAUUUAGGGCACACUUAGUCCAGAACGACCUCAUCUUAGCUCGUUACAUCUGCAAGGACCUGUUUCCAAGUGGAGUCCCGGCUGAGGCUCUGACUGUUGACUUGGGGGACACCCUUCAGCCCACUUUGGGGGAAGCCUUGGUGGCUGCAGCCGCUUGCAGCUUUACGUGUCGCUGUCCUCCCAGGGUUGCUCUUUUCUUCCUACAACCUCGCUGCGUUUGCCAGGUGUAGCCCGUGGGGGUUCUCCAGCAUCACAGUGGUUGGGGGUUCCCCUCGCAGAUCCACAGCUGCUCUGUUGGAUGGACGGAUGGUGCGGGGAUGCUUCCCUGAGACCCUUCCUUCUAACCUCCCCCACCUGCCAAGAAGUCUGGGGGCUUCCCCAGGAGGUGCCAGGGCUGCCAUUGUUCCAGCCCAGGUGGCCAUGUCCCAGGAUACAGGCUGGCCUUGGUUGCCCUGCUUUGUCUUUCUGAUGUGGUCAUGCCUCUGAUCGGUUCCAAUCUGUGGCCUCACGCAUGGCCGCGUGGCGCAAUAAGAGGCCUUGUUUGCUGUCAUCACAAGUGAAGUUGGUGGGGCAGCUCUGAAAUCACUGGGUUUCAGGAUGUUCCAACCGAUCACUAGACAUACUGUAAUUUCUCCACACACCCCACACACCCGGGGGUGUGAG
Molecule: messenger RNA, 2683 nt
Organism: Budorcas taxicolor (takin)
Lineage: Eukaryota; Metazoa; Chordata; Mammalia; Artiodactyla; Bovidae
Gene: ZNF500
Product: zinc finger protein 500
Exons: 7
Coding region: 163-1662 (499 amino acids)
Biological process (GO): regulation of transcription by RNA polymerase II
Molecular function (GO): RNA polymerase II cis-regulatory region sequence-specific DNA binding; DNA-binding transcription factor activity, RNA polymerase II-specific
Source: RefSeq, a predicted model, not a curated record